GUCCCGCCCCCGGCGCGCGCCGCCUCACGGGGCUGAGGGGGGGGCGGGAAACGGGGAUCGGACCCUCCGAGGGCGCAGUCCCGAGCGGGCCAUGCAGCGGGGGACGCGGCUGCAGCGGGAGCUGUCUCUCCUGGCCGCGGAGCCGCCGCCGGGCAUCUCCUGCUGGCAGAGCGGGCAGCGCACAGACCGCCUGCGGGCACAAAUCCUAGGAGGUGCAGACACCCCCUAUGAGAAGGGAAUAUUCAACCUGGAGAUCAUCGUUCCUGAGAGGUACCCCUUCGAGCCCCCCAAAAUCCGCUUCCUGACCCCCAUCUACCACCCCAACAUCGACUCUGCGGGCAGGAUUUGCCUGGAUGUUCUCAAGUUACCCCCCAAGGGUGCCUGGAGGCCCUCCCUGAGCAUCUCCACCCUGCUGAGCUCCAUCCAGCUGCUGAUGGCAGAGCCCAACCCCGAUGACCCUCUCAUGGCUGACAUCUCCUCAGAGUACAAGUACAACAAGCAGCUGUUCCUGCUCCGUGCCCGGGAGUGGACGGAGAGGCACGCGGGGCAGGACAGGGCUCCCGAGCCUUUGGAAGAGAAAAACACCCCCAGGGAAAGGAGCCCCAGCAGUGAAUCCUCUGGGCACAAGAGGAAAGGCAGCAGCAUCAGCAGGAAGGAGAAGAAACCCUGCCCAGAUUCCUGAUCCCUGAGGGGGGUUUGUUCCCUCGGGAUUGUCACUGUCCCCUCACACAGGGACAGGGGGUUCUGCCCCUAAAGGGCUGCAGCACUUUGGGUUUCUGUUUCCCUGUUUGUUUGGGUUUGUGUUGCUUUUUGUUAAAUUUUUCAUUACAUUAAUAAAAUAGAAAGUUUUCAUUUG
This is a messenger RNA of Myiozetetes cayanensis, 856 nucleotides long. It is a transcript of the gene UBE2T, whose product is annotated as ubiquitin conjugating enzyme E2 T. The transcript has 7 exons. The record is from RefSeq and is a predicted model, not a curated record. Bases 92 to 682 code for a protein of 196 amino acids. NCBI's taxonomy places the organism in Eukaryota, Metazoa, Chordata, Aves, Passeriformes, Tyrannidae.